CAUUCAUUCAUACGAGACCCGACCCGGCGUAGGCCAACGACUGACUGCUACUGACUGACGGGUGCUGAUGCUGUGAGCGAUAUUGUGUUUGUUUGAUUGUUGGUUGGUUGGUUGGUUUGUUUGUUUGUUUGUUUAGAUCACGAGAACGAGGGUGGGGGUGAGAAGGAAAGAGAGAGAGGGAGGGAGGAAUGAAGGAAGAGUGUAGAGUAUAGCUGCAGGUGGGGAGAGUGAGCAAAGGAGAGCUGCAGAGAGCAGAGAGGAGGGGGUGGUGUUGAAGUGGUGCACGGUUCGUAGCAGAGCAGACAGACAGAAAGACAGACAGGCAGAGGCGGGGUGCUUUUUGUGGCAGAGGGGGCGCAUGGCAGAGUGAGUGAGUGAGAGAGAGAGAGAGAGAGAGAGAGCGAGCGAAAGAGGGGGACGGGACGAGAGCUCGAUUUGAUUUCGGGUCUGGCAGAAGAGAAAAGAGGAAGGAAGAGAAGGGGACGGGGAAUGGGAUGGAGGGUGGAAGCUAUGGCCAGCUGAAGUGUACUGCUGCUGCCUACAGGUGGAGGAGAGCCAGCAGCGGUUGAAGCAGCUGAAGGAAGGAAAAUAGGGAGGAAGACAAACUCACCCACUCACUCACUCCUCCCGAAGCUUUAGGGUAUGAGCAGCUCUCGUCGCCUAGACCCAAACUUCCUUCUUCCAGGAUACAAGAGAAGACACGAAGCGCCGAGGCCAAGCGCUUUUGUCCGUCCGGAGGCGAGGGGCUUGCAGUCGGGCCUGACUUGUCCUUAGCUUUGCCUUGAUCACUUCCUGAUUGACAGGGACGAAAAGUGUCAGCAGCAGCCACUUGUGCAGAAGUCGAGUUUGAAUACUGGUCCCCCGUUUCCAGAACCUGGUGCUCCCGCUCUCCUUGGCCUGUACGAGGAAUACGUUCUCUUGAUCCUUCUGCGUCUCAUCAGCCUAUUCAACAGCGUAAGCGAAGGAAGGGAAGGGAAGGGAAGGGAAGCGAAGCGAUUAAGGGAGCACGGAAGCUGCGCAAGUACAAUGGUGGUCCUCGGACGGACGAAGACCAGGGAGACCUGAAAUGUCUGCGCGUCUGUCUGCCCAGUGGACGAUGUCUGUCUGUCGAUGGAGAGUCAAAGUGCAGGAGAGGACUAGAAUUAUGGCUUGCGGCUAGAGAGCACGCGAGUAUUUGCUGCGUGAUUUGAUUGGAGACAGACGGUCGAUGGAUCAGAAGCGUGGAGGAGGAAACGCGUUUGAUUUGACAAAGUUUUGCCAUGGUCAUCAAACCACGAUCUUCAGUCUCACUCUCUGAGCUGAGCGCCGCGCUGCACAAUCCUCCUCCCACUGCUGCUGCUGCUGCCAGCGGAGAUCAAGCAGGGAGCAAACUAUGGUAGUUUUUGAGUCCGGCGAGGUAGACCAGCGAAGGGCGACGGCCAACGCUGAAUCGCGAAGCGCAGAAACGUGGUUGAAACGAUCUCAAGAGCUGGCGAACAUUGUGGGGGCGGAUGCAUCAGGAGUGAAGGCAUUUCUGGGAAGAUGGAAGACGAUCAGGGGGCGAUUGCUGCAGCUGCCGGCGCUGCUGACAGAGCUGGCGGCGACGCCGUGCUUCAUGCAGAACGCGCUGAUUCUGGAGCUGCUGGAGGCCAUCGUCGAGAGCCUGGAGGAGGCGAAGGCGCUGGUGGAGAAGUGCACGGAGCUGAGCUACGUGGGCAAGCUGCAGAUGCAGAGCAAUCUGGACGCGCUGGCGGCCAAGCUCGACCUGCACAUCCACGACGGGCAGCUGAUGCUCAAGAGCGGCGUGCUGAAGGAGGCGCCGGUGACGCCCAAUCUGGCCACUCCGGAGACGAGCCGCGAGGCCAUGCGCUGGAACAUCCGCGACCUGCUGGCGCGAUUGCAAAUCGGCAACACUGAGUCGAAGCAGAAGGCGCUGGACACUCUGGUCGACCUCAUGUACGAGGACGACAAGAACGUGCUGUUCGUGGCCAGCCAGGGCGGCAUCCCGGCGCUCGUGCACCUGCUCGACGUCUCGCUGCCCUCGCUGCGCGAGAAGGCGGCGGCGGCCAUUUGCAGCCUGGCGCUCAACGACAGCUGCGAGCAUCUGGUGGUCAGCGAUGGCGCCAUUGCGCCGCUGGUGCGCCUGCUGGAGUCGGGAAGCUCCCUGGCCAAGGAGAAGGCGGCCGCGGCGCUGCAGGGUCUCGCCUACACAGCGGAGAAUGCUCGCGCCGUCGCGGCUCAUGGUGGCAUCCCGGCGCUUAUCGAGCUCUGUCGCAUCGGGACGCCAGGGGCGCAAGCCGCAGCCGCUGGCGCAAUCCGGAACCUGGCCGGAGUGGUGGAGCUGCGGACGAGCGUGGCGGAGGAGGGCGCAAUCCCGAUCAUCAUCAACCUCGUCACCUCAGGGACAGCGCUAGCGCAGGAGCACGCGGCCGCAGCGCUGCAGAACCUGGCGCUAAGCGACGACUCGAUGCGCCAGGCCAUUUCCAAGGAGGGCGGGAUUCAGCCGCUGCUGCGCUACCUGGACAGCGCCUCGAGCCCGAGGGCGCGCGAGAUCACGGUCGAGGCGCUGCGCAACAUCGCGGCCAGCCCGGCCAACUCCGACUCGCUCAUCGAGGCCGGGUUUCUGCCGCGCCUGGUGACGGUGCUGCGCUCGGGGCCGCUCACGGCGCAGCAGUCGGCCGCCGAGGCCGUGUGCCAUCUGGCCUGCACCAGCGAGACGCGCAGAGCGCUCGGCGAGGCCGGCAUCAUCCCGCCGCUGGUGCGCAUGCUGGAGGCGAAGACGAGCUCGGCGCAGGAGUUCUCGGCGCAAGCGCUGGCCAGCCUGCUGCAGGUCGAGAGCAACUGCAAGGAGUUCAUGCACGAGGAGCAGGGCAUCGCCGGCCUCGUGCAGCUGCUCGACGUGCGCAACACCACCGUCUCCAAGCAGUUCCCCAUCGCCGCGCUCUCUGCUCUCGUUGGCACGGCGCGCUGCCGCAAGCAGAUGGUGGCCGCCGGCGCCUGCCUGCAUCUGCGCUCCCUGGCCGAAGGCGAUGUCAGCGGCUCGCGGCGCCUGCUCGAGCGGCUGGAACGAGGCAAAUUGCUUAGAAUAUUCAGCAGGAAACCUUCAUCGAAAAAGCUUGGUGGAUCAUGAACGCACAAACUGUGCUUCUGCUGCCGUGGUUGGUAUUCACAGCUGGAGGCCAAGGGAUAUCACAGCCAAUGCUGUCAAGCGCCUCAGCAUUGUGGGGUCGGGUGCAUGCCUUCCGUGCGUAUCAACAUGGCAACGUCCUCACGGGAGCUAGACAUUGAGCUCGAGCAACUCAACAUGUCCACGCCGUUUGUAAAUGAAUUUUAGCGGCAUUCGCUCCCUUAUGCUGUCCUCAGUCCUGUUUCCAUAAGUAUGUGCUCCUGAUAUAGAAGAACGACCUAGGAUUUCGUCUUACAGACUACCAUCUCUUUGGCUGAUCCUCAUUCCUUGGACGUGGUGGAGUCUCGAACUGCAACAACAACGUUGGCGCCCUCAGAUCAGCGGCCUUAUUACUGAAAUCGGCCACGAGAGAAAAUAUUGUCUACAUUGCUGGGACGUAGUAGAGGGUUCGGUUCGAUGCUUCCCACCUUGAUCGUGAAAGUUCGAAGGCUCAAUCAAAGGAUGGUUCACAGAGGGCUUCGGUUUUGCUAAGAGUUAACGUGGCCAGUCAGCCUGCCUGCCUGCCUGCGAGCAAGCUAUAGAGAGGUAGCAACGAGCUGCUGCUGCCACUCACACCAUUGUAUUAUGUAUCAUAUUGAUAUCAAGUUUAGGUAAGGCGUCUCAAGUAGAUAAUCUGCAGCUCAGUCAGUAGUCAGUAGGAGGAUAUCACGAUAAGAUGUUAAAUUGAGUAAGGUUUUGUGGUAGUUGACGAGUCGGAUCUGAAAACAGUCCCCAUCAACUAUAUACCAAUUCGCAAAAGAAUGAAACUUCUAAGGAAGAGCAGCUGAUGGAGGAUGGAGCGUUAUUUUUAGAAAUCUCUACAGAGUAGAACAAGAGAUGACGACAUAGCUGAUGAUUCACUACCGUUUGACGAUAGUAGGACAAAUUCUGAAAUUCUUGUUGCUUUUCGCCUUGCCUGUUGUAAUUACCAGUAAAGUCUACGCGCUCGAUUGCAACA
Molecule: messenger RNA, 4103 nt
Organism: Marchantia polymorpha subsp. ruderalis
Lineage: Eukaryota; Viridiplantae; Streptophyta; Marchantiopsida; Marchantiales; Marchantiaceae
Source: the annotation of a GenBank genome assembly